GAUGAUGCUUUGGGGGCUACUGUGGACGCUGUUUUUUUCAGGACUCCAAGCUGCUGCUCAGUCAAAAGAGGAAGAGUAUGUCCUACAAGAGGGGGAGACCCUGACAGUGGACUGUCCCUCCAACAUGAAGUAUGCCUACAGCCAGAAGGCUUGGCAGAGGUUGAGGAAUGGGGAGGAGCCCCAGACACUGGCUGUCACAGAAAGAUCUCAGGGGACACUCAAUCAAAUCCAGGUGGGGAGGUACCUUCUCAAAGAUGACCCUCCGGAGUCCAUGUUUCAGGUCCGAAUGAUCAACCUUCAAGUGGAGGACUCAGGACUGUAUCGGUGUGUGGUCUACUAUCCUCCUCCCAAGGAGCCUGUCCUCCUGUUCCAUCCUGUCCGCCUGGUGGUGACUGCCGAUCCUUCAACUAAGCGUACCUCUGACAAGAAUUCUACCCCUAAAUUGGCUCCUACUACCAUCCGUCCUACCACCCUUCCUCCCACGAAGACCCUGAGAACGUUCUAUACCAGCUCCAGAACUGUGGUCCAAUCCCUACCCAUGCCAACAGCUGUCAUCCCUCCGAACAUCACAGUCAACCCUACAGAUGCCAUCAGGCUCUCUGUGUUCAGCAUUGUCGUUCCUGUGGCCUGUGGAAUCCUCAUUAAGAGCCUGGUCUUCACUGUCCUGUUUGUUGUCACUCAGAGGUCAUUUGGACUCUAG
Messenger RNA from Urocitellus parryii (Arctic ground squirrel), 700 nucleotides. RefSeq names its product triggering receptor expressed on myeloid cells 1-like. The record is from RefSeq and is a predicted model, not a curated record. Gene Ontology annotation, biological process: neutrophil-mediated killing of gram-negative bacterium; cytokine production involved in immune response; neutrophil chemotaxis. NCBI's taxonomy places the organism in Eukaryota, Metazoa, Chordata, Mammalia, Rodentia, Sciuridae.